Molecule: messenger RNA, 648 nt
Organism: Acomys russatus (golden spiny mouse)
Lineage: Eukaryota; Metazoa; Chordata; Mammalia; Rodentia; Muridae
Exons: 3
Coding region: 1-648 (215 amino acids)
Source: RefSeq, a predicted model, not a curated record
AUGUCGGGGUUUGGAAUCAGGGUAGCUGAGCAAAGCUCUAGGGAAGGUCCUUCCCAUGGCCCAUGGACUGAUCUUGAAAUCAGGGUCUUCCUGCAGGAGUGGGAAGUAGUUGAGCAGGAAGUUGGCCACCCAGGCGGGAAGAUCCACAAGAAGACCAGACUGAUUUGCCAGCGCCUUGGUCAACGGGGCCUGAAGAAGAGUGGUAAAAGCUGUUUGGAUCUGCUGCUCACCAUGCAGAAUUUGCACAAGACUCUCUGUAACGAGAGACCAGGGAUUGAACCCUUGUUCUCUCCUUAUGCAGAGGCCCUGUACAGGAUCCUGGGCCCCAGGGACCCGAGAAGCCAAAUGCCAGAUCCUCCCUAUGAUGGGGCUGGUAACCCCCAGCUUCCCACGUACCCUCAACCUCCCACGGAGUUGCCAUCUUCUGUGUGCCAGCCUUGUGGUUACAGCAUCCCUGUGCCUUCUGGAGAGUUUCAAGGGAAGGCAACACCAACGGUGUCCACAGAGGAUUCACUGGUUCCCAGAUGGGAGCCCUGGAGCCCCAGCUAUCCUUUGAUGGUUCCACCCCUACUUCCUGCCUCUGUCCCUGAAGACACCAGCCCACAGCACUCGUGGUCAUCUUCUGAUGCCAACCCAGGUCCUUCAUGA